AUGCAUCUGUGGCAGGCCACCGUUCCAUUCUGCUUAUUGGCUGCAGCUGCCUUGCCCGGCGCUGCUGCCACAGCUUGGGGCUUUACUGAUGCCACCGUGGCCGUUCAAACCAAAGGUGCUGGUGUUAAUGGAGGGUUUAAAGAACAGUUUGCUGCAUCCAAGCCACUUUCGAAGCCCGUCUCUCUAGCCGGCGCCGACACCAUACGCGUCACCUUGACAACUCAGGAAGGAAGCUCCCCAAAGCGACCAGACCAGGCUUUCCUCCUGCUGAAGGAUGCUCAGACUGGAUUAGAUAUUUCCUACCCAUUUAAUGUCAAAGAGAAUGGCAAGUCAAGGGUCGAACUGACACAGAAAGACCUGCCGGUUCAAUUCCUUUCCCUGUCUACUCCAGUUGAUGCGCGCGUUGUCAUUGGUGGCUUUGGUAGCUCCAAAGCAUACGAUAGCACCGCCUUCAAGUUGUCUAUCGAUCGCAACCCCGGAGAGGCCGUACCAACCGUCGAGGCUGAGCGCUACGGCAAGAAGCCCGAGAUCCACCACAUCUUCAAGGAGUCUGCAUCUAGCCCGCCAAUUGUCAUCACCUUGGCCUUUGUUGCCAUGGUUGGCGCUGCUAUCCCCGCUCUUGCUGGCUUGUGGUUCUUCCUCGGCGCCAAUGUCAGUCACCUCCCUUCCGCAUUCAAGUCCGCACCUCUCCCACACGCCGUUUUCCUCGGAUCAUUGAUCGCAAUCGAAGGGAUCUUCUUCCUCUACUACACCUCUUGGAACUUGUUCCAGGUCCUCCCCGCGGUGACCGUCGUCGGUGCGGUCGCAUUCGUCAGUGGCAGCCGUGCGCUAGGUGAAGUGCAGGGCCGGCGCCUUGCUGGCCUCCGUUAA
Molecule: messenger RNA, 870 nt
Organism: Penicillium paradoxum
Lineage: Eukaryota; Fungi; Ascomycota; Eurotiomycetes; Eurotiales; Aspergillaceae
Product: putative oligosaccharyltransferase subunit ribophorin II
Exons: 4
Coding region: 1-870 (289 amino acids)
Biological process (GO): protein N-linked glycosylation
Cellular component (GO): membrane; oligosaccharyltransferase complex
Source: RefSeq, a predicted model, not a curated record